AAAAUCAUUUUGUUGACUGAUACGGACUUUCAUGUUAGAAAUAAUAUUCACAACAAAACUGCACAAAAGGCUGUGUUGAAGUAUUGAAGCAUGGCUGACAAGGGUAAGCGAAGUAGUGAGCAAGCCGAGAAAAGAGACAGAAAACCACUGUGCACGUAUGGUAAAAAGUGCUACAGGAAAAAUCCAAGACAUCUUAAAGAGUUCAGUCAUCCGUGGAAUGAUGCAUCAGAGGGUGUAGAAUCUCCUGCCAAAAGAAGGAGGAAAGAAAGUGUAUCACCAGAGAAAACAGACCAGAACACUACAGCAGCUGGUUCCCCAGAUGACAGUGAAAAAGAAAGCCAAGUCCAGCUGGAGUUUGAAUGUCCUGGUGACGUGAAGGAGUUUAUAAAGGAAAAAUUCCUGAUGGAAAUGCCAGAUGACUUUUAUGAAUUUUGGGAAUUUUGUAAAACACUCAACCCUGAGUGUCCAUCUGAUGCAUUGGUGGAGUGUCUGGGUUUGCAGCUGGUAGGACCAUAUGAUGUGCUAGCCGGUCAAUGUGUCAAGGUGAACAGCUCAGGUGCUCCUCCAUGUUAUCUCAGACACUGGAGAUACUUCUAUGAUCCUCCAGAGUUCCUCACAGUUAUCAAAGGAGAUGAUACUCUACAGUUUCACAUAGGAUAUUAUAGAGAUGACCCAAAGGAGCUUCCAUGUUUUGUGGCUACCAAUGCAGCAGCAGAGAAUGGCAUUAUUAAACCCAUGGGAGAGAAUGUGUUUGCCUGUGUGAAAUUGCUCAUUGAUGAAAAAAUCAAGAAGGACAAAUCUUCCAAGGCCAAGUUGACAGAUCUGCAGUCCAAGCUAAUUUCGUGGUCAGAGAAGAAGAGUUAUUCUCUAGAAGCACAGACCAAAGCGAUGAAGGCCCGGGCUAAGAAGGUGGUCUGUAAGACAUUUCAUGGGGCUGGAAUUGUGGUCCCUGUGGAUGCCAAUGAAGUCGGCUACAGGGAGAUGCCAGAGAGUCCAGCUGACUUAAAGAAGAUGUUCAAGAAAAUUGAAAACAGUAAAACAGAAGAAGAAAGAAAUGUGAACAUAGACCCUCUGCAGGAAUUGAUAACACUAGUGCAGUUUGCCAAUGAUGAGUGUGACUAUGGGGAGGGCUUAGAACUGGGACUAGAUCUGUUCACCUAUGGGGGUGGAGACACAUUUAAAGGCUUCAUAUUGGCCCUACUACCCAUGGCGUACCAGUUUCUACAAAGACCAGAGUUUGCACAGAUAAUACAGGCUCACUUAGAGGACAGAAAACACUCUGCAAAACUCAGUCAGAUGCAGUAGAACUUGUCUAACAACUACAGAUCUGCACAAAUAGUUUCAUUUUUGCAUUUUCAUAAAUCCAGGAAUUCCAGUUAAUGCAGAUUCCCUGCAGUCUUGAUGAUUAAUUCCCUUCUUCUCCAGGUGCUGUUCAAGAGUUGUUCAGUAAUUCAGUAAACAAAGUCAUUAUGCAUCGUGAGGUACGUCAUGCAUCAUGCUGGUAUUCCUGACCAUCUGUCUUCUGCCAUAGAACAUAUUUUAUAAAUAAAACACAUAUCAUUUGAACAGCAAGCAGCAAGUACUGGAUGAUAAAGCAGUGCUGCAGUAAGCAGUGGGCAAAUAUAGUUUUACUAAACAUCUUGGGUGAAUACUCCUGAAAUGAUAUCACUCUGUUUUUGCAAAACGUAAAAAUAAAAAUGUAGUGAAAGAUAAUGUUGCAUGCUGCUUGUCAAUGUGCAUUAGGCUUGAUAAACGUCAAGAGCGGAAAAUGGAUUUCUCUGGGUUAAACUGGAAAAUAGGAUUUAUGUACCGCUCGUAGUGAAAAAGGCCUUUGGGAACCUUACCAACGAAACUUUACCGGGGAGUACACCAGUCAAUCGUAACAGUUUCUAGCAUUUUUAUAAACUCUGUGACCUAAAAUUAUAUAACACAAUAGAUAGACCUCUGUUUAAAUAUGAAGACAUUUUUAUACAACCAGUAGAACAUAUUUGUAUCAUAAAAACAGCAAGAAAUUUUCAAUGUAGCAUUGAAAUCUUUUCAAAACACUAAAACAUUCAUUAGAAUACU
Lingula anatina is the source of this 2067-nucleotide messenger RNA. RefSeq names its product histone PARylation factor 1. The record is from RefSeq and is a predicted model, not a curated record. Gene Ontology annotation, molecular function: poly-ADP-D-ribose binding; histone binding. Lineage: Eukaryota; Metazoa; Brachiopoda; Lingulata; Lingulida; Lingulidae. Gene Ontology annotation, biological process: DNA damage response; regulation of protein ADP-ribosylation. Gene Ontology annotation, cellular component: nucleus.